Messenger RNA from Didymodactylos carnosus, 450 nucleotides. NCBI's taxonomy places the organism in Eukaryota, Metazoa, Rotifera, Eurotatoria, Philodinida, Philodinidae. The record is from the annotation of a GenBank genome assembly.
AUGGCCGAUAUCUUGUUCGAGGAUAUAUUUGAAGUUAAAGAUAUGGAUCCAGAUGGAAAAAAAUUCGUUCGAGUUUCAAGAAUAUUUUGUGAAUCAGAAUCAUUUAAAAUGGAUUUAAUAUUAGAUGUUAAUACUCAAAUAUAUCCAAUGGAGUUUGGUGAUAAAUUUCGAUUAAAAAUAUGUACAACAUUAAGAGAAGAUGGAACACCUGACAAUGGUGAAUUUAAUCAAGAUAGUGGUCCAAAUAGAGCUGAUCAAUUUGAAUAUGUAAUGUUUGGACAGGUCUAUCGAAUUGAAGGUGACGAUACAGGUGUUGAUACAGCAUCAAGAUUAUCUGCGUACGUUUCAUUCGGUGGAUUGUUAAUGCGUUUACAAGGUGAUGCGAAUAAUUUACAUGGAUUUAAAACCGAUUCAAAUGUCUAUUUAUUAAUGAAAAAAUUAGCUUUCUGA